Biomphalaria glabrata is the source of this 3694-nucleotide messenger RNA. RefSeq lists its product as uncharacterized. Gene Ontology annotation, molecular function: RNA polymerase II transcription regulatory region sequence-specific DNA binding; DNA-binding transcription factor activity, RNA polymerase II-specific. The record is from RefSeq and is a predicted model, not a curated record. NCBI's taxonomy places the organism in Eukaryota, Metazoa, Mollusca, Gastropoda, Planorbidae. Gene Ontology annotation, cellular component: nucleus. The transcript is spliced from 7 exons. Bases 142 to 2919 code for a protein of 925 amino acids. Gene Ontology annotation, biological process: neuron differentiation; regulation of transcription by RNA polymerase II.
UUCAUUAACUUUUCUUCAUUGGACUAUUAGUGAAGUUUGUUUGAUUCAGCUCUAAGAGAUUUUUAAAAGCUUUUUUACGAAGACAUCCGACUGAGUAGAAACGUCUAAAUUCAUCUCUUGGUGUACAUCUCAAGCCUGAUAAUGGCAAAGAGAUUUCUUACGGAAUCUUCCAGCGCGUCGGAAAAUGUGCAGGAUUGCGGGGGAUAUCAGCGAAAUUGGAAUUUUCCCUCUUCGGCAAGUAGCCCAUGCAACGGCGGCAGUGAUAUCUCUCUUGAAGACUUUGACAGCUACAGAUUGACUGGCAUACCAGCAGACUGCCCAAAUUUAACUCUGGAGCAAUUUAUCCGAACGACGCCAUCAUUUCUUAAACUAAGUCAAAACAAAAUGUCCUGCUUAAGGGGAAGUUCAAGUUGUAGCCAAACUCGUAGUUGCAAGUCUAAAGUAAAAGAACAGAAUAGCUUGGAAAAUUAUAGGAGUUCGCGGCGUAAUGUUAAACCAAUAGUAUACAAUCGAACAGCUACUCAACCUGAACGACUACAAGAUAUCUCAUCGAUCGCAAAGAGUCCGGAUUUUUACGCAAAGUCUUCUUAUCAAUAUCUCCCUACAUGCUACACCAGCAUCCAUCGGGAUCCUUCUGGUUACUAUAGUAACGUGCAAACAAACCCUUACGGAGGAAAUUACUCGUUGAAACAAGCAGACAUGCCCAUGGAGUCCGACAACAAGUCGACUGAUGAAGCUGAAGCGAUGCUGAGUGAGUCCAGUCUGGUCAGUGAGUCUGCCAGUAACGUGAGUGACGCAGAGAGAAUGGGCUGUGACACGAGUAAGAGUAGCGAAGGCGCAUCAUCUCCCAGUAAUGACCGAGACGUCAGCGACGGGUUCGAAGCCACAGGCGACGAUUCUGGCAUUCAAGACACGGAUAUUGUCUUCAAGUCGGAGGUUUCCGACAGCGAGUCUCUAGGAAAAUACCAGAGCUGUCUAUUGGAGGAUGAAGGGCUGAUUAUCGGGCCUCCAAUUUUAUUUAUGGGUCACACUGACUCACCCCCGUAUCGAUCUUUGGAUGCGCUGUCCAAACACAAAAACACAAUUUUCUACUGUGUUGCAUGUGUAAAAGCAUCUCCAGGAUGUCAGAGCAUCAAGGAAGAAACAGACAAUCUUCGGAACGACCAGAUUAGUCCUGCUGUCCAUGACACAGACCAAAGUGAGCAGAUGCAGGUGUGUGAAAGUGGCCAAGGAUGUGAGCAGCAUUGCCAGGAACAGAGUCUACUCACACUCACAGUUAACGAGAAGGACAGUCACCUCUGCUUCGGCUGCCACAAGCCGGUGUUUGAUCGCUACGUGCUACAUGUGAAGGACCACGGCUACUGGCACGCGGACUGUCUCAAGUGUAGCAAUUGUCAGGACAAUCUGAGCACACAGAAGACGUGCUACGUCAAAAAUGAACAAGUCUUUUGUAGAAAUGACUACAAUAUACUGUUUGGCUUGUCGUGUGUCAAAUGUUCGUUGCAGUUUAAAAAGGAACAGGACUGGAUGCGAGUAGCUGGCCAGCACAGAUACCACAUCGCUUGUUUCCUCUGUAAGAUCUGUAAGCGCCAACUUGGCAACAAUGAGAAAUAUCAUCUAGUGAAUGGUACAGACAUCUACUGUACAAACCAUUACAGAGAUAUGGUGAACGGAGACAACUCGGGCAAGUAUUAUGGCCAGCAGCCACCAAAGAAAGCCAAGAGAAACAGAACCUCCUACACAGAAACGCAAAUAAAAUUCUUACAGGACAGAUUCCUCCGGGACAGCAACCCUGACGGAGGAGAGCUGGAAAAGAUUGCUAAACACAUUGGUCUGAAGAAGCGCGUCGUCCAAGUCUGGUUCCAAAACAACCGAGCAAGGCUGAAAAAAUCGGCCAACAAUAACAAGGGAAGCAACCAAGAGAAUAAAAACCCGUCAACAAGUAAUGGGAUUACCGGCCCUGGCAGUAUGCAUGACUUCCAGAGCAUCGACUGGGAUAACAGCAUGGAGCCCAAAUCUCUAGAUGAGCAGUCUUACAGCAACUCUCCGACUCACUCACACACCAGGCCUGGUUCCACACACUUCUUGGACUCGGGCUACAGCAUGGCGUCAGGGCUAUCCUCCUCCAUCACCACCCCGUUGAUGUGUAUGCCUCCUGGACACGGUGCUACCUCCACCCUGGGGAACGGACCUUCAUCUCUAGGGGAAGGGAGUGGCAGUGGGGGGAGUAACUGUGAGACUCCUCGUGACCAGGAAAGCCCCCAGUUUUCUGACCUCUCAACUCCAGUCCUCACUGCAGCGGGAGACAGCAGUACGGAGGAUCUCCCAGCAUCCAGUUAUCACGAUUUCUCCAGCCUUGGUUGCCCUGGCGGAUCAGGGACUCGUCACAUCCCUCUGCUCUCGGCGUUGAAAAGCACAGUGAUGGGGGCCGGGCUAGACAAGUUUACGGACUCGCUGGCUCUCCGCGGUGAAACACAGGAUCCUCCACAAUCAUCUGGGAGGCUUUUCCACGACGGCGCCCUCUCCAGGCCAUUGCAUCACUCGGAAUCUGCGUUCAGUUCCUCCCACCUGGGUCUCUACGCUGGCUUCUACAAUAGCAAUAUCUACCACAGUCGCGAGUCGUUGCUAGGAGACCCUGCUGUUGGCGCGGAGGGAUUUCUGCGACACAGGGAUCCUCAAAAUAUGUCUUACUUGGGCGCAAAUCAAAAUUCUAUGUUUGGACAUGACCCGACUUCCGGUCCACUUAGGGGUCAGGAUAGCCCACAGUUUCCACAGUUGUUUAAUUACUUGAGUGGCUACGGUAGAUCGUCGUGCCCUAGUCCGCCGCUGCCCAGAAGUCAAGGUCAGUUUCUCAACACAAAUGUAGGAUGCAGAAAUAAAGGAACUUCUUUCUUUAAUGACACAUCAGAUUCGGUCUAAGAUUUGGUCGAAAUCUGUUAGACUCUGGACAAGUCAAAUUUGGUCACUCACUGGGCACAUCAGAUUCGGUCUAAAUGAGUUACACACUGGACGCAUCAGAUUCGGUCUAAGUGCGUUACCCACUGGACAGACACAUAAGUACGGUCUAAAUGCUUCACCCACAGGACUCAUCAGAUUUGGUCUUUAUGUGUUAGCUACUGGACACAUCAGAUUUGGUCUUUAUAUGUUAGCUACUGGUCACAUCAGAUUCGGCCUAAGUGCGUUACCCACUGCACACAUCAGGUUUGAUCUUAAUGUGUUAGCUAAUGAACAUGGUGACAGCACAAGAUCACAGUAGGAAUAUUAUUGACUUCUGUGUGUCAUUGUUAUAUUCAGGCAUAAUAACCAAAUAUCGAACAUUACGAGUUUAUUAGCAUUGAACUCAGUUUAAAGAAUAGAAAACGAAUCUCAUACGAACGCUGGUUAUCUCCCUUCGAUUCUCUUAAUUUAGUAAUAAAAUAUUUGUUUCUGAAUCUAUACUAAUCUAUUGGCAUAUUUGUACAUAUCUCUAUAUACUAUUUAAAAUUUUGUUAUAUAUUAUGUUUUAUUUUGUGUAUGAUUGUAUAAAAACAUUUUAUUUACAAUGCAUAUUCUAUGUUUAAUGUAAAAUGUGUCUACAUCAAAGUCAGUCGCAUAUCCAUAAUGUCAACAUUUCACAUUCUGUUCGUAGUUACAUUAGAAUAAAUCACAAUAAACAUGCAGGACAGCUUCUGUUAUUAUUGUAGAUAUUUUCAAU